GCUGCAUUACGAUGUUUUGAGGAUAUUGCUGAUUCUGCGAGGUUUUACUUUAAUAUUGGAAUAAUCUAUGCUACAAUGGGUGAGCAUGAAGCAGCUUGCGAAUCGUACAAAGAAGCAGUAAAGCUCGAUCAAUAUUUUGCCGUAGCACAAUUUCAAAUGGGAGUUUCGUAUUUCCUCAUGGGCAAGUUUGAAUCCGCUCUCAUAGGCUUCAAUGACGCAUUUCUGGUAAUUAUAUAUGAUUCGCUGGCCGUUAAAUGGGGUGAUCAGUGGAAAUUGAAUCUACGUGGUAACAGUUUGAUCGAUUACGAACAGCUCGGUCUUAGAUUUCGUCUAUACAGUUGCGAAAUACUAUUUAAUCGAGGACUAUGCUAUUUUAAUCUUGGAAAGAUUGAAGAAGGAAUGGCCGAUUUUACAUAUGCGGCAAAGGAAAGGCAGACGGAGGAGCAUAACGUCAUUGGUGAGGCUGCAAAAAUUAAUGGACAGGGCUAUACCGUAUUUUCACUUCCAUCCGGCAUAAUUUAUCGUCCAUCCGAGGACAAACUAAAAACAAAAGAUAUUUUGGGGAAAGCAAAAGUUAACGCCUCUGAGUUUUCCGCAGCGCAGAAAGCAAAGAGAGCUGCAAACCAACAAGCACAGACUGUAAUUUUUAAUGGCCGGACAGUAUCUCCAUCAUUUCCCAUUUCCCAACGAAUAUCUCUAUCAACAAAUCCACGCUCUCCUCCUCCAUUCCCAAUAGCAUCUCAAUCCGCAUCGCUUUCUCGCCAAAACACAUUGAAUAGCCAAAACACAAUAUCUCGUCAGAAUACAUUGUCAAGUCUGAAUGCGCUCUCUCGCCAAACCACUCUUAACAGUCGGAACACACUUGCUGGUCAAAACAUACCCACAGCUCAGAACGGGCUAUCCAUGUCACUGCUCAACACCGAUCUCAAACGUGAUAACUAUACCUCUGGUUCCAUUUUAAUAAGCUAUAAUGGAUUUGCUGAUUCAAAUACACUUAGUGAUCGGUCAAUCAGUCCGACAGCUCCUCCCAAUUCGAACGUCAAUAGCAUGUCUUCUAUAACAGAUUAUUCGUUCUCGGGCGGCAAUGAAGAUGAUGACGAGGCAAUGUCAUCGUCCUUACCAUCGAUCACUAGACAGGCACCAAAGAAAACAUUUGUCUCCAAUCUUUUGGGAAUCGGCUUGCAGAGGUCGUUCUCUCUGUCAGGAGUGAAGUCAAUACGACAGAGAAAUCCGGCAUCAGAAGAUGGGCUAAACUCACCGUCAUCUAUUUCAUCUCCAAUUCCGUCACCACCGAAUGUACCAAUACUUCAAAGACCGCCGUCUCUUCGCAAGCAGACCUCAUUACCAUCAAUAUCAUCCAACACACCAGCCGUACAAGGAUUCACGGUAUAUCCGAGAAAGGGACAAAUAACACCACCGCCAGAGCCGGGGUAUAAUAGUAAAAACGGAACAUCUGGAUCCGCUCAGAAUGAUAAUAGCAAAGCGAACGGAGGACAACCGAGCCGAUCCAUGUCGGUUCGAAGAGGUCAACCUCCAUUCCCCAUACGUGGCACUCUUCGCGAGAGAAGCAACACCGAUUCUCGCGAAGUCUCUCCAAUUCCAAUAUCUCCGCUAUCACCUAAUGGUGUAACCAUACCGAUACGACGAAACACCAAAGCUCGUGCACAGUAUCUUCAAAAACAAUUGGGUGGUGGAAACAUCGACAGUCAACACGGAGGCUAUUCUUCAGAUGAAGCAUACGCCUCACCGCCAGAAGACUGGAAUAACAUAUACGAUUACGUGAUGAAUGAAGACUCGCCAAAAGAUUAUGAUCCGCGUGCAGAUGUUGAUCGAGUAAUACACAAAACAUCGAAAUCGGGCAAAUCUAAUCUCCUCAAAAUGCCGACAUCUCCGUACCCGACAUCACCGUCAUACCUGUCUCCGCAAACGGCCUCGUCGGAAAAACCGUAUGCAGACGUUAUUUUUUCGUCGACCAUGCCUGGAAGAGGAGGAAAUACGCAAAACAAGAAUAAUGAUAAUUAUUCGACUGGUGCGAGGGAGGAUGACAAGAUACGUAUUCGCGUCCACUACAAAGACACGCGCGCACUUUUAAUUCCGGCAACAAUAGCGUUCCCGGAAUUGAUACGACGUAUUCAAGAUAAAUUCCAAAUCACCAAUUCGAUCAAUUUACAAUACAAGGAUGAAGAUGACGAACUGGUCACAAUGAUUGAUCAAGAGGAUUUGGAAAUGGCGUUACCGUAUGCUGACAGUGGUAGGAUGGAUUUGUGGGUUCAUGAUGAAUAA
Molecule: messenger RNA, 2283 nt
Organism: Paraglomus occultum
Lineage: Eukaryota; Fungi; Glomeromycota; Glomeromycetes; Paraglomerales; Paraglomeraceae
Source: the annotation of a GenBank genome assembly